Molecule: messenger RNA, 237 nt
Organism: Lymnaea stagnalis (great pond snail)
Lineage: Eukaryota; Metazoa; Mollusca; Gastropoda; Lymnaeidae
Source: the annotation of a GenBank genome assembly
GUAUCUCAUCCACAUGGGUGCAGCAAGCAGGUCAGCAUCGGCACCUGGAGGGACCGCGACGUGGUGGACAGGUCGAAGGAGUUUGAGAACUGCGUUUACACCUAUGACACCCCGACGUGCCCGGGCAGCAGCGGCGCCCCGGUCUGGAUACUGGGGAAGAUGAAAUGGGGAGGAUUCUAUGGUCGGCACCCGCACAGCGGGCGUCCCGAGACCGGUUUGAACGUCAGCGCUGUGGGG